Molecule: messenger RNA, 510 nt
Organism: Exophiala bonariae
Lineage: Eukaryota; Fungi; Ascomycota; Eurotiomycetes; Chaetothyriales; Herpotrichiellaceae
Gene: UBC15
Product: Ubiquitin-conjugating enzyme E2 15
Exons: 2
Coding region: 1-510 (169 amino acids)
Biological process (GO): protein polyubiquitination; ubiquitin-dependent protein catabolic process
Molecular function (GO): ubiquitin conjugating enzyme activity
Source: RefSeq, a predicted model, not a curated record
AUGGCCACCACUUCCGCAGCUGCAGGGCUGCUUGGAAGACAGUUUAAACAAAUGCAAACCGAUAAAGACAUUCCGGGCAUAAGCUGCGGCCUAGUCGACAAUAACAUCUUCGAAUGGGAAGUCAUGCUCAUGAUCAACGAUGACUGCAAGUACUAUGGAGGAGGAUUCUUCCGCGCACGCCUGUCAUUCCCACACGAAUACCCGCUCAUGCCACCGAAGAUGAAGUUUGAAACCCCAAUCUUUCACCCCAACAUCUACGAGUCCGGCGAUGUCUGUAUCUCUAUCCUCCAUCCGCCGGAAGAAGACAAAUACGGAUAUGAAUCGGCUGCCGAGCGGUGGUCACCCGUCCAGUCGCCCGAGACCAUCCUGUUAUCCGUCAUCAGCAUGCUGAGCAGUCCCAAUGACGAGAGUCCUGCCAAUGUCGACGCCGCCAAGAUGUGGAGGGAAGAUCCCAAGGCUUUUAGACGGAAAUGUCAGAAGUUGGUGCGCGAGAGUCUGGGUGAUGAGUGA